This is a messenger RNA of Nicotiana attenuata, 537 nucleotides long. RefSeq lists its product as uncharacterized. The transcript has 2 exons. Bases 1 to 537 code for a protein of 178 amino acids. The record is from RefSeq and is a predicted model, not a curated record. NCBI's taxonomy places the organism in Eukaryota, Viridiplantae, Streptophyta, Magnoliopsida, Solanales, Solanaceae.
AUGGUCAUUCAUGAAAGAAUUGCUACACUACUGCCUUCUUUGAUUUCUGAUGAGCAUGAUGGGUUUGUUAAAGGGAGGAGCAUUGUGGAAAAUAUAUUGCUGACGCAAGAAAUAAUUACUCAAAUCAGGCUAAGAACCAAGGUAGUUCCAAAUGUGGUGAUCAAAUUGGACAUGAAAAAAUCAUAUGAUAGGCUUUCUUGGUUAUUCAUGACUAAAGUAUCGAGAAAGAUGGGUUUCUCUGAAAGAUUUAUUGGAAUAGUGUUCGGCAUUUUCUCCUAUAAUUGCUAUUCUGUGUUAAUGAAUGGACAACCCUAUGGAUUCUUCAAAUCUACAAGAGGAGUCAAGCAAGCAUUGUCGAGGGGUCUCAAUGCUCUACAUCAGAAUUUGUAUUUCUGUGGAUUUGGAGUGCCAAAAUGGAGUCCCAAGAUUAAUCAUAUUGCUUAUGCAAAUGAUACCAUCAUCUUUUCUUCCUCUGAUGAAACUUCCUUACGCUUGAUUAUGGAGGUGUUGAUGGCUUAUGAAAUUGCUUCUGGAUAG